AUGGAUGGAGAAUUUUUGCCAAAGCCCCCAGGGCCAAUGAGACGUGAUUGCUACCCAAAACCGUCAAUUAUAGGAGUAACUAAGUAUGAAGCGUUGAUUUUUUGUAAGUUUAAAAUUUUUUAAUUUAUGGUGAUCCACCCUUAAAAUAACUGAACAAAAUUACCCUACCCUGCUCUAUAUAUUAAUAUUUUACCCUGCCCUGCUCUAUAUGAUACUCUUUUUUGAAAUUUAAAGAAAAAAGCCAGUAGUAUCAUUUUAAUUAAAAAAAAUUAGGACGGGGAUAAUUUUACCACGCCUUUGCCUAAAAUAUCAAAAUUUCAGUAGCAAUAUCAGGUCGCCGAGCCAACCAGAAGAUGUUAGCCUUUGCUGAAGACAAUUUCGUUAGACUUCAAAAGUUAUUGGAAGGGAAGGUCGAUCAAACAAAUAUGUUAUCACUACAAGCCUUUCGUGAUAUGUAUGGUAUAAACGACAUGAUGAAGAAGGACAGAAGAGCGUUGGGAAAAGCGAUGGUAAUAUUGGUCAGUGAUUUGGUCAACAAUAUCGCUACUCAUAGUUAUUGUGUUAAAGCUGCUGCUAAUGGAGUUCCGUGUUGGAGAUAUGUUAUGGAACAGUUUCAGCCGGCUCAGACAAGGCUGUUUAAUCCAUUGUUUCCUGUGUUUGGUACGUUUUUUGGCUUGGGGUUAGGUGCGGUUUAAAUAUUGUCUUAGACUUAGGUUUAGGCUUAGUAUUAGGGUUAGGUUUAGGCUUAGGCUUAGAUUUUGGCUUAGGAUUAUGUAUUAGUUGGUUUAAGCUUCUUCUUUGGCUUAGACGUAGGCUUAGUUUUAUGCUUAAGCGGGUUUAGUGGUAGAUUUACGCUUAGCUCUAGCUUAGGCACAGGGCUAGUUUAUUAGGCACAGGGCUAUGCUUAGGCUCAGUCUUGGGCAAAUGUUUUACUUCGGCUUAGGCUUACUAUUAGGUUUUUUCUGGGACUUAACCUUUGGUUUAGGUCUUGAGGAUUUAUAAACGUAGUUUUAGGCUUAGGAUUUAGCAUAUAAGCUUAAAAUUUAAGCCUGUGCUUAGGCUUAGGCUAAGAGGCAUUUCUUGCAAAGUUUUAGGCUUACUUUUAAAUUUGGGUUUUAGCUCAAGCUGAGGCUUCAUGUUGUUUAGGCUUAUUACCUUCAGGCUUAAGCUUGGCUCGCGACUAAAGUUAUGGAGUGUUAACAUUAAAGUUAUAACUAAACUAACAAUUUACGCUAAAAAUGUCAUUUUAUAUGCUAUUUAGGCGCAACUCACUGCACUGACCUGAUCUACCUGUUUGAAUUCAAUUUUUUCCAACAAAUUUGGAUACCACGAGCUGCCGAUCGUAAAGUAAUGUACAUGUUUCAAACGUAUUUUACGAAUUUCAUAAAAUACGGUGAUCCGAACAUAUCAAGCAGUGAUGAGAAGGGAGGCUUUGAUCAGAAUCUGAUCAAAUGGGAUCCGGUUUCGACCGAAAAUGCCUCAAGGCAAAUGUUUUUUCGAGGUGAACCAUUUGUUGGCGACAAUCCUGAUGCCAAGAAGUUGGAUCGACUUCUGGGGAUGUUGGGUUACUUUUCGGAGAAUCUGGGUUAUGAUAUUACAAAUAUUCAAUAA
Messenger RNA from Bursaphelenchus okinawaensis, 1611 nucleotides. Lineage: Eukaryota; Metazoa; Nematoda; Chromadorea; Rhabditida; Aphelenchoididae. The record is from the annotation of a GenBank genome assembly.